AUGGAACCAAACCCACCUUUACCAGAUUACAUAAAACCACCAUAUCUCAUCAUUAAGAAGAAACUGAUACACGAGGAUGAGGCUGGAAUGUUUGAAAAUUUUAAAGAAGUGUUGACAAAACUUCAGGCAUUGUUGAAGGACGGAAAACUAAAGUUGACUAAAGAACAGGUCAACAUGACAGAGAAAGAGAAGAUGGCAGAACCACCAGAGAUGAAAGAUCCAGAGAAGUUAAACAUUACUUACACCAUCGAUGGGUUAAAAAUCCCACAUGCUUUAUAUGACUUAGCAUCGAGCAUCAAUGUCAUGCCGCUGAGAAAAUUUAAGGAAUUGAAGAUAAGAGAGAUCAUACCGAGCAACAUGACACUCACUUUAGCCGAUUCAUCUAUGACGCAUCUGCUUGGUAUUGUACAAGAUGUUCUAGUUCAUAUCGAUAACUUGACCUUCCCUACAUACUUUGUGGUGAUCGACAUGAAAAAUGAUUCAGAAGGGUCAGUGAUUCUCGAGCAAUCAUUCUUGGCAACCGGGAAGGCAAAAAAUAGAUGUGGAGACAGGUGA
Messenger RNA from Lathyrus oleraceus (garden pea), 555 nucleotides. RefSeq lists its product as uncharacterized. Bases 1 to 555 code for a protein of 184 amino acids. The record is from RefSeq and is a predicted model, not a curated record. The transcript is spliced from 2 exons. Lineage: Eukaryota; Viridiplantae; Streptophyta; Magnoliopsida; Fabales; Fabaceae.